This is a messenger RNA of Scatophagus argus, 5634 nucleotides long. RefSeq names its product solute carrier family 7 member 10b (gene slc7a10b). Gene Ontology annotation, biological process: D-serine transmembrane transport; D-alanine transmembrane transport; amino acid transmembrane transport. The record is from RefSeq and is a predicted model, not a curated record. Gene Ontology annotation, cellular component: membrane. The transcript is spliced from 11 exons. Gene Ontology annotation, molecular function: neutral L-amino acid transmembrane transporter activity; L-amino acid transmembrane transporter activity. Bases 669 to 2213 code for a protein of 514 amino acids. NCBI's taxonomy places the organism in Eukaryota, Metazoa, Chordata, Actinopteri, Scatophagidae.
UUGUAUCUGUGCUGUCGGUUGGAUUCAGCUUUUCUUCAGAAACAAACAGACUUCAGCCCUUCACCCUCACCUGCGAACAGGUGAAGCUGCUCCGCCUCUCAGCGUGAGCCAAGUUUCAUUGCUCUGACCAGGAGAAAAUCAAUACGGGAGGGCACAGCAGUGCUGUUAAAAUCACACAGUGCAACACCUGAAGCGGGCGGCACCGAGAAAAUCCCGACAGUGUAAAAAACCGAAGAAAGACAGAAAACUGAAAUGAUUUUAACGUCUGUGUUUUACUUUCGAGGAGUGAGAUGAGCUCGGAGUCGCUCUGAAGUCUGGACCUCAUUUUACAUCCGUUCAUUUGAUUUUAGAGCAGAACACAACAGCAGAAUGAGUGCUUUUCUUAAAUACUACACUUGAUAUAAAUAGUAUUAUACUGUAUUGUUUAGGAUGUGAUGAGUUCCACCACGACUCAUCAGCUAGACGAUUCCUCCCGGAGUCCCUGAACGCACCAUGGUGAGUCCCGGGUGUUUAACAUUCUGCCCUGGACAGCCGCAGGUUGUUGCGCAAGCGCAGCCCAUUCAGUCUGCAUGAAUACGGAGUGAGAGGACAGGAGCUCUGGGAGCACUGGGAGCACUGGGACUGGGAGGACACAGUGGACUGGACAGACCGGACCCGGGCAGGCGGACAUGGAUGGACAGAACGUCAGCAGCGGCACCGUGACGGACGGCAGGAAGAAGAAGAAGAAAAUCCCCGACAGGGUGACUCUGAAGAAGGAGAUCGGGCUGCUGAGCGCCUGCACCAUCAUCAUAGGGAACAUCAUUGGCUCUGGGAUCUUCAUCUCUCCAAAGGGGGUCCUGGAGCACUCGGGCUCAGUGGGUUUGGCGCUUGUGGUUUGGCUACUGGGAGGCUGCAUUGCUGCCUUGGGCUCCCUCUGCUACGCUGAGCUGGGCGUCACCAUCCCCAAGUCUGGAGGGGACUACUCGUACGUCACAGAGAUAUUCGGCGGUCUGAUGGGGUUUCUCCUGCUGUGGAGCGCCGUCCUCAUCAUGUACCCGACCACGCUGGCUGUCAUUGCCCUUACCUUCUCCAGCUACGUCCUGCAGCCCGUCUUCCCAAACUGUGUUCCUCCAUACAUGGCCACACGGAUGCUGUCCACCACAUGUCUCUUGCUGCUGACCUGGGUGAACUGCUCCAGCGUUCGUAUGGCCACCAGGAUCCAAGACAUCUUCACGGUGGGGAAGCUGAUGGCCCUCGGCCUCAUCAUUGUGGUCGGCCUGGUCCAGAUCUGCAAUGGGAACUACGAGGCGCUGACUCCUCAGGUGGCCUUUUCCCUGGACAGGACGCCGUCAGUCGGUCAGAUCGCUCUGGCCUUCCUGCAGGCCUCCUUCGCCUUCAGCGGCUGGAACUUUCUUAACUAUGUCACGGAGGAAGUAGUUGAACCCAGGAGGAAUCUACCUCGUGCCAUCUACAUCUCCAUCCCAUUGGUGACCUUUGUGUACACGCUCACCAACAUCGCCUACUUCUCCUCCAUGUCGCCCGAGGAGCUGCUGUCGUCUAAUGCCGUGGCUGUAACAUUUGGAGAGAAACUGCUGGGAAUGUUCUCCGUCAUCAUGCCGAUCUCCGUGGCUCUGUCCACCUUCGGAGGAAUCAACGGCUACCUGUUCACCUCCUCCAGGUUGUGCUUCUCCGGGGCCAGAGAGGGUCACCUGCCCAGCCUGCUGGCCAUGAUCCACUAUAAGAACUGCACGCCCAUCCCUGCCCUGCUGGUCUGCUGUGCUGCCACCAUUGUUAUACUCUGCAUCGGAGAAACACACAACCUGAUCAACUACGUCUCCUUCAUCAACUAUCUGUCGUACGGCGUCACCAUCGCAGGCCUGCUGUUCUACCGCUGGAAGAAGCCCAACCUGUUCCGACCCAUCAAGGUGAACACGUUGGUUCCUGUGUGCUACCUGAUGUUCUGGGCGCUGCUGCUGGGCUUCAGUCUUUACUCAGAGCCGGUGGUUUGUGGUGUCGGCUUAGUCAUUAUGCUCACCGGCGUCCCUGUCUACUUCCUGGGCGUCCACUGGAAAGAGAAACCAAAGUGCAUCUACAGCUUCAUUGAGAGGGCGACGUAUGUGGGCCAGAGGUUGUGUUUCGUGGUCUUCCCUCAGUUUGACCCCAUCGAGGUCGCCAAUCCAGCAGAAUGGACUGACCCGUCUUCGGGCGGGAGCAGCUUGUCUGCCACUUCUUAAAAACUGUUUUCUGAAUAUCUGCAGGUCUUUGUUGUUUUUAAGCGUGCGUAAAUGCAGACACUUUGUCCUGGAGCUUCCUGUCUCACCUCUGACUGGUUUCCCUGCAGUUGAGUGGAAACGCCUGUUCAUCUGCACGGGCUGCUUGCACUUUUUUAUUUUCUUCUACUAAGUCGUCUAGUCGUUUCAUCAGCCUAAUGCCACCAUAUCACACUGUGAGGACUUUUUACUCCCACGUUGGAUCCAUUUCUUUGUUUUUCUGUGAUAUGACAGGACUUGAACCAACUGACGGUCAUUUCUUCUGAAUGUUGCUGGCGUUUUUUUGUGCCUUCAGGCAUUUUCACACCAAGUCCCAAACAGACCUUCAUUCAGUUUUCUGAAAACAUUCAGAAAAACAUAUUUCAUAUAGAGUGCAGAAAAAGAGCUUCACAUUCUGCAGUUUGGUCCAUUUUGUCUGGAUUGAAGGGAAACGAAGAGAAGUAACCAUGAAGUGACGCAGACUGACAGGUAACUCGUUGAUUGGACAGUUCCAUCGACUGUCAGCCUGCAUCAUCUGGACCAGAUGAGCAAAUAAGAAAGAAGUUUAUGCAGCACUUUAAUGCCUCUCGUGUGGGCUUAUACUCUACUGUGUCACAAAGAGCUCACAAAGAAAUAACUGAUUAUGAUCCUCAUUAGUGUUAUUAGAUUGCAUAUUGACUGCAUGUUGUGAAUAAUGACUAACAGGUGAGGAUUGAGGGUAUUGACUUAUGCAGAUCAAUUUUAAGAUCAUUUCCUGGUCAGACUUAAUGACCAGCAGAUGAUUUCUUAGUAGUUUAUCUUUUGAAAUUGAACUAAAAUCACAUAUGUGCAGUUCUAAAAGCCUGUGUUUGGUUCAUUUGCGGUUUGUCAGACAAAGCGCUCCAGGGUUCGGUGGGAGCGACUUUGCAGCUUCCCUCCUUACCGUUUGUUGGCCAUCUUGGCCAGUUCAUUUUGUCCAACAACUGAGUGCAAUUGCUGUGUUGUGCAUACACCCAAAUGAGCUGAACUUUGAGUGGGAAACUGCUCUGAACGAGCCAUCAGUGAAAGCACCUUAACGUCUUUGGAAAUGACUGAAACCCAUCCUUGAACAAAUGCUAGUGUGAGUCCGCGUCAGGAUAGCAGGCAUUCAUGACCCCCAGAGGCUGAAUCCUCACGGCUCUACUGAUCCGCUGACUUUUCCUCUUGUGCCAUGUGAUGGAUUGUGAUGAAAUGUGUCUCACACAUUCAUGUCCUCCUCAGGAUGAACUGUAAUAACUUUGGUGAUCCUCUGACUUCUCAUCUAGCGCCACCAUCAGGUCAGAGUUUGUAUGUGUCAGCUCCUGUGGUUUAAAUAUCUGCAGCACUGAUGACGUUUGUGACAUCUUUGGUGUCAUUGGUGCACACACAUUGGUGUGGACACAUCAGACUUGGUGUGAAAAAGCCUCUGUUAAGGAAAAUGUAUAAUCAGAUGUUAUUAACUGGUUCGCUGUAUUAGGUUUUAAUAUAUUUUGUGUGUGCCUCUCACUUUGCGUAUUUGAUUCUUUCAGAAGCAUUUUGGUCUUCCAUCAGUUGUCAUCUCUGUGUUCCUCUCAUGUAAAACCAGAUGGCUCUGGACUCAUUUUGCACAAACACUGAAACUGAAGGCAAGCUUGAGUUGUCUUAUCUACUGUUCACGAAGUCUUCAGUUUAUCUGCUGCUGCUCUCACGUCACUCUGGUUUGCUGACUCACGCUGUGAUUCUAGUCAGAUCUAGAAAUACUUACUUAUUCUCACAGCUAAGUGAGAUUUUAAACUGCUGUUGUGGCAGCUAUUUGGCCCUCGUUAUCUAUACUAAGCAAUUUUAACGUGAGUUUUUGUUUUGAUUGUGUGUGGUUACUUAUAUGACAUAAAGAUGGAUGACGUGUCUCCACUUCCUCUCACUGUACAAAAGUGAAGCCAGCAUAUCUCAGGUAUGAGUGCUGUCAUCUUGCUCUGGUGAUGUCAUUUGGAGCCAGAGUCUGUGCAGUAGUGAUCAGGAGGUGGAGUCACAGUAUUGAAUUCCUGAACACACACCUCUCUGAGCUGUACUGCAGCCAGCCACCAGGGGGUGUCCAGAUGUUCUGACUUCACUUUGGUCUCAUGUCAUCCAUCUUUAUGCAUAGUCAGUAGGUCUACCACUCGCAUAUCUUUCUGUUUAUGUGGUCGGACAGCUGUGCUGUUAUAAAAUACUGAUUUAUCGAAUGCUAAACAAGAAUUAUGUUUGCAUCAGCUGGUUAGCAUUCGUUUAGACUCUUAAUCAAAUCAUUACUGUGUCGUAAGUGUGUAGUUGUUGGACACAUAAAAACAGAAAGAUGUGUCCAUAACAGAGAGUCUGCUGUACAGUUCGUACAGUCACACAGAUGUCCAAAUGUCUCUGAGCUUGAAGUAUAAAAAUAUUUGUAAAAACCAGAUCUUCAUUUCUGGUGCAAUAGAUCCCAACGUUAUGGCUGAAGCAGUCUGUGCUGGUGGUCUUGAGUGCUUGCAGGCUAGCUGUGUAUCCUCAAGCUGCAUCCCAGUGCCAAAAAGCUAAGCCUUAUAGUUUGCUGUUGUGAAGGUCAGGAAGUCAGCCGUUAACAGAAAGCUGAACAACAGGCCUCACCAGAUGUCCUUCAUGCAGUGAAAUAGUAAACUUAAAGACAAAGAAAAUUGUUCCAUACUAUUUGCAAUUGAUUACAUUUUUGGCAGGUGCCAAUUCUGGAUUUUUUGAGUCAACUUUAUUGAUAAUGUUUCCAUGCUAGUGAGUUUGUAUGCAGUUCAGCACUGGGAUGCAGCUUCAUUCAUGCCCAAGUUUCUAAAUGUUUUUGUCUUUUACUUCUUCAUUUCACCUGCUUCUGCUUGAUUACUGAGACCAGCUGAAUGCAUGUCUGUAUUUUAACAUUUUGUUUUAGUAAUCUGCAGUCGAUGCACUCCCAUUCUGUGAAGGCUGUGUGUUUGUUGUCACUUGGGUUUGAUUUUAUGUUGAAACAGAAAGUGACUGCAGUCACAAACCUUCACGGUCACAGUCCCAGUUUAGCUUCUGGAGGAGAUGCAGAAAUUCACAGAUCUGCCACCUUCCUUUCACUGGUAUUCUUAUUACUUUGUAACAGAAGUCUUUAACUGCGUUAAGUAGACACAUCAAUGUUCCUGUUUUCAUAGGCCAGACGCCAUUCAUUCUGUUGAAAACUAAAAAGCUGAAGUUCAGGAGAUGAGGAAGACCACAGGAUGUGUAGCAGCUGGUAUCUUCUUCACCUCUCACAUGUUUUCUUGACAUUCUUUGACACUGUAAAUUAUUUGUAAAGCAUUGAUGGCAUCAUUACACGGGAUGUUAACCUGGAGGUGUUUUAGAGCACUUUUUGUAAAAAUGAGUAUAUAACGAUAGCUGCACAAUAAAUUCAAAACGAAUUGGAACAGGACUCCUGCUUGACUUUCUG